AUGCAGGCCCCCUCGGGAAUGCUCACCAAAUUCGAGUCCAAGUCGUCGCGAGCAAAGGGCAUCGCCUUCCACCCUAAACGACCAUGGAUUCUCGUCUCCCUCCACUCCUCCACCAUUCAGCUAUGGGAUUACCGCAUGGGUACCCUGAUUGAUCGAUUCGAAGAACACGAUGGCCCGUUAGAGGCGUCGACUUCCACAAGACACAGCUUACACGUAUCCUUACAGCCUCUCUUCGUUUCCGGCGGUGACGACUACAAGAUCAAGGUCUGGUCCCUUCAGACUCGGCGCUGCCUCUUUACCCUCAACGGCCACUUGGACUACAUUCGUACCGUCUUCUUCCACCACGAGCUCCCUUGGAUUGUCAGUGCUAGUGACGACCAGACGAUCCGGAUAUGGAACUGGCAGAACCGCUCUCUGCUCUGCACAAUGACAGGCCACAACCACUACGUCAUGUGCGCCCAGUUCCACCCCAAGGAAGACCUCAUCGUUUCCGCCUCUCUCGAUCAGACUGUUCGCGUUUGGGAUAUCUCCGGCCUGCGCAAGAAGCACUCCGCGCCCACGUCCAUGUCCUUCGAGGACCAAGUUGCCCGCGCCAAUGCCAACCAGACUGACAUGUUCGGCAACACCGACGCCGUUGUCAAGUUCGUUCUCGAGGGCCACGACCGCGGCGUGAACUGGGUUGCCUUCCACCCCACCAUGCCCCUGAUCGUGUCCGCCGGUGACGACCGUCUCAUCAAGUUGUGGCGCAUGAGCGAGACCAAGGCUUGGGAAGUCGAUACCUGCCGCGGCCAUUUCCAGAACGCCAGCGGCUGUCUUUUCCACCCCCACCAGGACCUUAUCCUUUCGGCUGGCGAAGACAAGACUAUUCGAGUAUGGGAUCUUAACAAGCGUACUGCAGUCCACACCUUCAAGCGGGAGAACGACAGGAUCUGGGUUAUCGCCGCGCACCCGGAAAUCAACUUGUUCGCUGCUGGUCACGACAAUGGUGUUAUGGUGUUCAAGCUCGAGCGCGAGAGGCCUGCUUCUGCCGUUUAUCAGAACAACAUUUUCUACAUCACCAAGGAGAAGCACGUCAAGAUGUACGACUUCCAGAAGAAUGCCGAGUCGCCCACACUUUUGUCGCUCAAGAAGCUCGGAAGCCCUUGGGUACCCCCAAGGACACUCUCCUACAACCCGGCUGAGAGGUCCAUCCUGGUCACCUCCCCGGCGGAUGGUGGUUCGUACGAGCUGAUUACCCUUCCUCGUGAUGGCUCUGGAGCUAUCGAGCCCACCGAAUCCAAGAGGGGCCAGGGCAACUCGGCUGUGUUUGUCGCUCGCAACCGCUUCGCUGUUCUCAAUGCUGCCACCCAGACCGUCGAUAUCAAGGACUUGACCAACAACACCACCAGAUCGUUCAAGCCCCCUGUUGGCACCACCGAUAUCUACUUCGGCGGCACCGGCAACCUCCUUAUCAUUACCCCGACCGCUGUUCACCUUUACGAUAUCCAGCAGAGGAAGAGCACUGCCGAGCUGGCUGUGACUGGCGUGAAAUACGUCGUCUGGUCUAACGAUGGUCUCUACGCUGCUCUGCUGAGCAAGCAUAAUGUGACAAUUGUGACCAAGACGCUGGAGCAGGUCAGCACUCUGCAUGAAACUAUUCGUCUCAAGAGUGCUGCGUGGGACGACGCUGGUGUUCUGCUGUACUCGACUCUCAACCAUGUCAAGUACACGCUUCUGAACGGCGAUAACGGCAUCGUUUGCACCCUUGACCAGACUGUUUACCUUACCCGUGUCAAGGGCAGGAACGUCUACUGCCUCGACCGUGCUGCGAAGCCCAAGAUUUUGCAGAUUGAUCCCACCGAGUACCGCUUCAAGCUUGCGCUUGUCAAGCGCAACUACGAGGAAAUGCUGCACAUCAUCCAGAACUCGAGCUUGGUUGGCCAGUCUAUCAUUGCCUACCUCCAGAAGAAGGGCUAUCCCGAGAUCGCGCUCCAGUUCGUCCAGGAUCCUACCACCAGGUUCGAGCUUGCUAUUGAGUGCGGUAAUCUCGAGGUUGCGGUUGAGAUGGCCAAGGAACUGGACAAGCCCAAGCUGUGGACGAGACUCAGCCAGGAGGCCCUCGCCCAUGGCAACCAUCAGAUCGUCGAGAUGUGCUAUCAGAAGCUCAAGCACUUCGACAAGCUGUCGUUCCUGUAUCUCACAACCGGCGACCACGACAAGCUCUCGAGGAUGGCCAAGAUUGCUGAGCACCGUGGUGACUUCACUUCAAGAUUCCAGAACGCCCUUUACCUGGGAGAGGUCCAGGACCGCAUCCAGAUGUUCAAGGAAAUCGAUCUGUACCCCUUGGCCUACAUGACUGCCAAGUCUCACGGGCUCGAGGAUGAGUGCCAGGAAAUCCUCGAGGCUACUGGCCUUACAGAAGAGCAGCUCUCGAUGCCCACCCUGGGUGAACCCCUAACACCGCCCAAGCCCGUGGUCCCCACAUACAAGGCUAACUGGCCGACCAAGGCGGCCUCGCAGUCCUUCUUCGAAAAGGCCCUGCUUGGCGAGGUCGAGGGUUUGUCUCUCGAAGACCAGCCCUCCGCCGCUUCCAACGGCUUCGGUCUUGAAGAGGGUGGUGCGGAUGAGCUUGCGACCAAGAAGGGCGCUGCUCUUGGUGAAGCUGAUGAGGAUGAGGAUGCUGCGGGCUGGGACAUGGGCGAUGACAUUGUUCCGGAAGUCGAAGAGGGCUUUGUCAACGUGGAGAGCGCGGAUGCCGGCGGUGCGGGAAGCAGUGAAGCGGAUCUUUGGUCCCGAAAUUCCCCGCUUGCAGUUGACCACGUCGCUGGUGGUUCCUUUGAGUCGGCAAUGCAGCUGCUCAACCGCCAAGUUGGCGCUGUCAACUUUGCGCCGCUCAAGCCUCGCUUCUUGGAGGUCUACCAGGCAUCCAGGACUUACCUCCCUGCUGCGGCUGGUCUAGACCCUCUCGUCAACUACGUCCGCAGGAACCCUGAGGAGACAGAUCCCAGGAAGGUUCUCCCUAUUAUCCCCAGGGACCUCGAGUAUCUUGCUUCCAACGACCUUCAGCGCGGCUACGAUGCCAUGAGGGCGAAUAAGCUCGAAAAUGGUGUCAAGAUCUUCAAGAGCAUUCUGCACUCCGUUCUUGUCAACGCAGUAGGCAGUGAUGGUGAGGUUGCCGAGGCCAAGAAGCUGAUCGCUUCGGCUUGCGAGUACUCGGUUGCCAUGUCUAUCGAGCUAGCCCGCAGGCAACUGGGUUCCCCGGACCAGCUGAGCCAGGACCCCGCGCUCCAGAAGCGGAACUUGGAACUGGCGGCCUACUUCACCAUUCCCAAGAUCGAGGUUCCCCAUCGCCAGCUUGCUUUGCUUAACGCAAUGAAUCUGUCUGUGAAGAGCAAGAACUACAGCUCUGCCCUUAGCUUUGCCAACAGGAUAUUGGCCAACGGAGGAGCCACCAAGAUCACUGAGAACGCCAAGAAAACCAAGGCGCAAUGCGAGCGCAACCCUCACGACGCCGUGGAGAUUGAGUUCGACCAGUUCGCCGAGUUCGAGAUCUGCGCCGCCAGCUUCACGCCCAUCUACAGCGGCACCCCUUACGAGGAGUGUGCGUUUGACGGAGCCAAGUAUCACACUAAGUACAAGGGCACGGUGUGCACGGUCUGCGAGGUUUGCGAGGUUGGAAAGCACGGUAGUGGCCUGAAGCUGUUUGCUUAA
This is a messenger RNA of Sordaria macrospora k-hell, 3690 nucleotides long. The record is from RefSeq and is a predicted model, not a curated record. NCBI's taxonomy places the organism in Eukaryota, Fungi, Ascomycota, Sordariomycetes, Sordariales, Sordariaceae.